AUGAAGUACUCACAAAAGGCUCUUGCGCUUGUUGCGCUCGCCGCACAGGCUGAUGCUGCACUGCGAUUUGGUUGCAGCACUGUGACCAUUCAACGACUUGACCCGGUCGUGGAGCCAGGAAACUUGCCUUCAGCUCAUCUUCACCAGGUCGUCGGCGGCAAUGCCUUCGCCCCAGAGAUGAAAGGUGAUAUCGGAGAGCAAGGAACAUGCACCACAUGCGUCUUCUCCGAAGACUUCUCGAACUACUGGACGGCUGUGCUCUUCUUCAGACACGAGAACGGUACCUACAAGCGCGUUCCAAUCAUGGCCAACGAUGCUCUGCCCGCGGGUACUCAAGGUGGCAUGACCAUCUACUACACUCAACAGGAUUUCUUCAACAACGGAAACAAGUUCAUUCGAGCUUUUCCUCCCGGUUUCCGUAUGACGGUCGGCUCGCCCACUGCAGGGAAAGACGGCAUGACCACGCACAAGGGCCUGAGGUUCACCUGUCUAGACAACAAGUCCACGCGGUUCCCCGAAAUCGACGACUUCCCCACCAAGCCUUGCAAGGGCGGAAUCAUGACCGAGCACCACUUCCCAGCGUGCUGGAACGGCAAAGAUCUCGACAGCCCCGACCACCAGUCUCACAUGUAUGAUACGCAGCCCACGGGGUUCGGAGCCGGCGCUGCAUGCCCCUCUUCGCACCCAGUCCGCAUGCCGCAGCUCGCAUACGAGACUCUCUGGGACACCGCACAAUUCGCCAGCAUGUGGCCCAAGGACGGGAAGAAUCCUUUCGUGUUUAGCUAUGGAAACCAGGAAGGUCAUGGCUAUGGAACGCAUGCUGACUACAUGUUCGGGUGGAAGGGUGACUCGUUGCAGAAGGCCAUGAACUCGAGCUGCAUGUUCAAUGCUUGCGAGAAUGGGAAACCGUUGAAGAGCCAGAGUGUUGCGCAGAUGAAUGCCUGCAAGGCGAAGGAGGUCGUCAAGGAGGACACCGAAGGAUGGCUCAAGGAGCUACCUGGAAUGUCUGCGUAAACGCAGAAGACAAGUUAACUGGUAAGAAGACUUAGAGACAAAGACAUUGAUUGCAUGAUUGAGUUGUAGGAAAUUGGAUAAGCAGGUCCCUUGACACUGUUCUUUCGUUGAUGUAAUACAUUCGUUUUGAUUAGUCUAAAUCCCAUAUCAGAAGUCGUUGUUUAUCUAAUGGAAUUUUGUGAUUGUGGUGGUUGUUGGCCUCCCCGCUUUUGCAAGUACCUUGGUACGAUUUCGGCAACAGCCAGUCUACUGAUUAUACAUACCAAUCUUGAGUCUCAGUAUAAAUUC
Molecule: messenger RNA, 1302 nt
Organism: Periconia digitata
Lineage: Eukaryota; Fungi; Ascomycota; Dothideomycetes; Pleosporales; Periconiaceae
Source: the annotation of a GenBank genome assembly